This is a messenger RNA of Fusarium graminearum PH-1, 2457 nucleotides long. RefSeq lists its product as uncharacterized. Gene Ontology annotation, cellular component: fungal-type vacuole membrane. The record is from RefSeq and is a predicted model, not a curated record. NCBI's taxonomy places the organism in Eukaryota, Fungi, Ascomycota, Sordariomycetes, Hypocreales, Nectriaceae. The coding region runs from base 1 to 2457 and encodes 818 amino acids. The transcript has 4 exons.
AUGCCAGCCGACGAAACCGAGCGACUCAUGUCGCCAACGCGUGAGGAAGGGGAACCCACCGAGUCGUCACCUCUUCUGAACCGUACCGAUGACGAUCAAAACGCUGAUGUUACGGAAAAUGAUGGAGAUAGCGAACCUUCAUCCCAACCCCAGUUUCCGGGUUGGAGUUUCUGGCCAAGACGUAACAAGAGCAGCACCAAAUCGUCCUGGCGAUGGCCUUCCAUCAUUGCCAUGAUUAUUCUUGGCAUAAUUGUCAUUCUCAUCAUAAUUCUUGGCUUCCUUGUCCCUCCCGCCGUCAAGGAGUACGCCGAGAAAGCUGCUGUGGUUGAACCCACCAACCUGUCCAUCGAAAACAUCACCAGCGAUGGCAUCCGAGCGCGUAUCCGCGCAAAGGUCUAUCUUGACGGAUCACGGGUUGACAACAAAAAUUCUCGCCGCAUCGGGAAAGCAGUGACCGGAAUCAUGCGGAAACUAGAGACAAAGGAAACCACCGUAAACGUCUACCUGCCCGACUACGCUGAUGCUCUUGCCGGCACUGCUGUUAUCCCUCCUCUGGUAGUUGAUAUUGUAAACGGCCAUACCAACGAAUUGGAUUUCGUGGCAGAGGUCAACCCUGGAGAUGCCGAGCAUAUCCGCAAGAUCGCGAAUGAUUGGCUGGACGGAAACCUGAACAAGCUCAAGGUGGUGGGCAAGACCAAGGUUCACCUUCAGUCGGGAGUCUUCCCACUUGGGUCUCAUGAUGUGGCGGAAUCUAUGGUUUUUGAAGCCAAUGAGAUCCCGACCAUGCCAAAGUACAACAUAGAACGGAUGGAUCUUCACGAUCGUCCGGUUGAUGGUCACGGACGCGAAGUCAUCGAGGCCGAUGUAUCUUUGAAGGUCCACAACGAUUACCCCAUAUCAUUCCAAGUGCCGACUCUUGGUUUUGAAGUUUUGGUCCCCAACUGCGACUCAACAUUGCCGUCUAUCAGUGUUGCAGAUGCUAUUACCGACCUUAUUGACGUCAGCGCUGAAGCAGAUGUUCGUGCCAGCGCCAAGGGAACUAUUCGUGACAUUCCGGAAUCCCUCAUCAAAGCGUGCCCUCACUCUGAGUCGUCCCCCUUGGACAACUUUAUGGAUCGUUACUUGCAUGGCGAAGAUGCCAAAGUCUUGGUUAGGGGAAAGAAACUCAACGACACCAACACUCCAGAGUGGAUUUCAGAUAUCCUUGAGAGUAUCACGGUUCCUGUCGACUUCCCUGGACGGUCGUUUGACAGCCUAAUUCGUAAUUUCUCCUUGAGCGACGUCGACUUUAAGCUGCCAGACCCUUUCGCCGAUGUGGAUGAUCCUGAUGGCGAGCCUAAGGUUUCUGGUACUGCGCAAGUACUUGCAGCCCUCCCACCCGAGCUGAAUGUAAACCUAGGGGUGGACCAGAUUCGCUCCAACGCUGAUCUAUUCUACAAGAAGCGCAAAAUGGGCGAGUUGAACCUGCGUCACUGGCAGGAUGCCAACUCAACACGGAUUCAUGACGAUGAGAAUAACGAGACUCUACUCAACAUCACAUCGCGGCUGGUUGAUGUUCCCCUAACGAUCACCGAUGGUGAUGUAUUCAGCGAAGUUAUGCAAAAGCUACUGUUUGGUGGCGGUGAUAUCACGCUCGACAUCAAGGCCGAAGUCGAUGUCAAGGUCAAAACUGUCCUCGGAAUCCUGACGGUAAAGAAGGUCCCCGCCGAGGGCAAGAUUCCAGUAAACGGAUUCCCCGGUAACGCGCUUGGUAAACUCAAACCUGAGGUUGGCGAGAUCGAAAUUCUGGAAACGACAGAAUCAAGCAUUCAAAUGAGAGCCCUUGUCAACAUCACAAACCCUACACCUUAUGCAGCUUCUAUCCCUUACCUCAGCGUGCACAUUCUACACGACGGCAAACUCCUUGGCGAAGCUGUAUCGAGGAACGUCGCUUUCAACCUUGGGAAAAACACAAAUCUUCCCGUUCAUGCACUCUGGGACCCUCUACGGCUUGGCGGCGAGGAUGCACAUGAGAUUGGCCGCAAUCUCCUAUCAGAUUACGUAUCCGGUGAGAACACGACUUUGACGGCGCGAACACAUAAGAAAAGUAUCCCGAACGUUCCUAUAAUAGGCAAAGCUUUGUCAAAGAUCAACAUCACCCUUCCCGCGCCACGAAUAACGGUCCCUGGCGAGGACGGACAAGAUGAACACAUCAACGCUACUGCUCUUUACAACCACACGGAGCCCAUUGGCCAGAUUGUACACGAUGAGCCGUUUCCAGCAACACCAGGACGUUCUCAGACUCCGCGGCUCCCUGUGGAAUGGUCUCCCAGCCGCGUGGGCUACGGCAAGCUCAAGGAAGCACUAGGUGGAUCGCUCAAGCUAGAUGCCGUAGCCAACGUCACGGUUAGGCUAGGCAGCUGGACUGAAACGCUUUAUUACAGAGGGAAAGGUAUCGGAGCCAAGGUUGGCCUAUAG